AUGGAGGACUUAGACCCGGCCGAUAUUGACCCAGAGAUGGCAGCUGUCAUGGGCUUCGGAGCCUUUGGUAGCCAGCCAAGCAAUAAGAAACGCAAAUUCAAGCAUGAUCAGGCCAUAGUUGCUCGCGCAGCGUCGCCAACAGUCAGCAGCUCCGGCUCGAACACCGUCCAGCUGGGCAUCAGAAGAGCCCGACCAAGCGGUCCUGCUGGAGCGUCUGCGGAGCAUCUGGAGGAUCGGGCGGGCGUGGGGAGCAGUGUGAACAACGACCUGGAGAGCAGUAGGUAUGCUGGGUCAGAUGAAUCGCAGAAGAACCUCGCCGGGCCCGGAAGUGAGCAAGAGCAGUCCAAACAAGACACGAGUGGCAAGAAGCUCGGUCAGCAACAGAGAGUGGCUGCGCCUCCUCCUGGACUUGCACAAUACCUAUCACGUGGCCAAGCCAUGAAGGACAUCGCCCCCGACGCUAAUGCUGAGAUGCCGGCAAACACCUCCUUAGCAGACCCCUCGGCUCCAUCUGCUAACUCUACGGGCUCGGAUUCAGCGUUUGGACCCAGGACGCUUUCUCGUGAGGAACUGGCGGCGCUGCGGCGAGGCGUGAGGAAUGCUCAGGGAGAUCUGGCCUACUUUCUCCCGAGCUUCGUCGAAGAUCCAUGGGGGAGGACAUGA
Molecule: messenger RNA, 663 nt
Organism: Coniosporium apollinis CBS 100218
Lineage: Eukaryota; Fungi; Ascomycota; Dothideomycetes
Exons: 1
Coding region: 1-663 (220 amino acids)
Source: RefSeq, a predicted model, not a curated record